Molecule: messenger RNA, 1741 nt
Organism: Anopheles maculipalpis
Lineage: Eukaryota; Metazoa; Arthropoda; Insecta; Diptera; Culicidae
Gene: atms
Product: RNA polymerase II-associated factor 1 homolog
Exons: 3
Coding region: 80-1735 (551 amino acids)
Biological process (GO): transcription elongation by RNA polymerase II
Cellular component (GO): Cdc73/Paf1 complex
Molecular function (GO): RNA polymerase II complex binding; chromatin binding
Source: RefSeq, a predicted model, not a curated record
AAUUUGACACAUUAUGAAAACAGCAUCGAGUGUUGUGGUUUAACAAAUUUGGUAAAAUAGUGAAAUAAUCCCACAAACGAUGGCUCCGACCGUGCAGAACGGUGCUAACGGAGCCGAUAAGCGUCCCGUUCGGCAGCAAGAGCGCAGGUCGGAGCUAAUUUCUCGAGUGAAAUAUUGCAACACUUUACCGGAUAUUCCGUUCGACCUGAAGUUUAUUACGUACCCGUUUGAGAAUGAUCGCUUCAUCCAGUACAACCCAACCUCACUGGAGCGGAACUAUCGCUACGAGGUGCUUACCGAGCACGAUCUGGGCGUCACAAUCGAUCUGAUUAACCGUGAUCUGUACCAAAUCGACCAUUCGGCCCAGCUCGAUCCAGCCGACGAAAAGCUGCUCGAGGAAGACAUUCACACGCCGCAAGAUUCGAUGCGGAGCAGCCGGCACGCGAAGAGUGUGUCAUGGUUGCGAAAGUCGGAGUACAUCUCCACCGAGCAGACGCGCUUCAAUCCGCAAACGAUGGAAAAGGUGGAAGCGAAGGUCGGCUUCAAUGUGAAGAAAAGUUUACGCGAGGAAACGCUCUACAUGGACCGCGAGGCACAGAUCAAAGCGAUCGAAAAGACGUUCGAGGACAAUACCAAGCCUAUUACGACGCACUACAGCAAGCCGGGUGUUACGCCGGUUGAGAUUAUGCCCGUCUUUCCGGACUUUGCCAACUGGAAGUAUCCGUGUGCGCAGGUCAUUUUCGACUCGGAUCCGGCCCCGAGCGGCAAGAACGUUCCGGCCCAGAUCGAGGAAAUGUCACAGGCCAUGAUCCGUGGUGUGAUGGACGAAAGUGGCGAACAGUUUGUCGCGUACUUCUUGCCGACCGAGGACACACUCGAGAAGCGACGGCGCGAUCUGGUCAACGAGACGCUGUACGAGGAUGAGGAGGAGUACGAGUACAAGAUGGCGCGCGAGUACAACUGGAACGUGAAAAGUAAAGCGUCGAAGGGUUACGAGGAAAACUACUAUCUCGUGCUGCGCCAGGACGGUAUCUACUACAACGAGCUUGAGACGAGGGUACGGUUGAGCAAACGGCGACAGAAGAAUGCACAGCAGCAGAGCAACACGAAGCUGGUCGUUAAGCAUCGGCCACUGAAUGCUUCCGAGCAUCGUAUGCAGCGUUAUCGCGAGCGCCAGCUUGAACCGCCUGGCGAAGAAGACGAUGAGGACAUUGAAGAGGAGGAAGAAGAAGAGGAGGACGAAGAGGAAGCGCAAGGAACGCAGACGCAGGGCGGCGAAGGUAAAGGAGACAGUGAUCAGGAUAUCGAAAAGGCUAAACGAGACGAUCGGGACAGAAGCCGGUCCAAAAGUCGUUCGCGAUCCCGAUCGCAGGGCUCCGGAACUUCACGCUCUAGGUCAAGAUCGGGCACAAGAUCUCAAUCGAGAUCCGUUUCGCGAAGUCGUAGCCGAUCCAAGUCGGGUAGUCGCAGUCGUAGCGGUUCGGGAAGUCGGAGCCGUAGCGGAAGUCGCUCACCAACACGCAGCCGUAGUCGAAGCGUUUCUCGCUCCCGUUCUCGUUCGGGAUCACGGCGCAAAUCAACAUCGCGUUCUCGUUCACGAUCCGGUUCGCGAUCCCGUUCCAGAUCUCGCUCGGGCUCACGGUCGGGAUCCGGUUCGCGUAGCCGCUCUCGAACUCCGGACGGUGGAGGUUCGCGUAGUGGAUCAGGCAGCCAGUCGGGCAGUGAAUCGGAAUAAGUACAA